UCCGCCUUCAUCCUUGAGUGGCCGGUGGGAACUUGAAGGGAGAGCAAAAGACGCAGGAAGCCCGAGAGAGGUGUGGGAAAAGCGAAAACAGGCUGCUAAACCAGGGGAUUCCUUCCAGUUUAAAAAGGAAGUCGGCUGACGUCCGUCAGUUCAAUGCAACAUCCUUUUCUGUGUAACAUUUGACUUUGGACACAAAAAUGAACUUCGCGGAGAAAGAGAGCUCUAAGAGAUACUGCAUUAAAACGAAACAUGUGGCCAUCAUCUGUGCGGUGGUGGUGGGCGUAGGAUUAAUAGUAGGACUUGCCGUGGGCUUGAGCAGGUCGUGUGACUGCACCACGGACGCGGGGCAGAACGCGGACCAGCUGCCUCCCACCGCCGGCCCUUCGCAUGUGCCUGCACAGGACCAGGACGUCUGCCCUGCCAGUGCAGAUCAAAGCGGAGGGUGGACGAAUUUCAGGCUGCCGGACUUCAUCACCCCCGUGCACUACGACCUGGAGGUGAAGCCCCUGCUGGAGGAGGACACGUACACAGGCACCGUGAGCAUCUCCCUCAACGUGAGCGCGGCCACGCGGCACCUGUGGCUGCACAUCCGGGAGACGAGGAUCACGCGGCUCCCGGUGCUCAAGGGGCCCUCCGGGGAGGAGGUGCAAGUCAGCAGGUGUUUCGGGUACGAAGAGCACGAGUACGUGGUGGUCGAAGCAGAAGGAGAGCUUCCACCCAGCGGCGGUGACGGUCUCUACCUCCUGACCAUGGAGUUCGCCGGCUGGCUCAACACCUCCCUCGUGGGGUUCUACAGAACCACCUACACGGAGAACGGACAAGUCAAGAGCAUAGCGGCCACUGAUCAUGAACCAACAGAUGCCAGGAAAUCCUUCCCUUGUUUUGAUGAGCCCAACAAAAAGGCAACUUACACGAUAUCCAUCAUCCACCCCAAUGACUAUGGUGCACUUUCAAACAUGCCAAUGGAGAGUGAAGAGUCUGUGGAUGAUACAUGGAAACGAACAACUUUCCAGAAGUCUGUUCCCAUGAGUACUUACCUGGUGUGCUUUGCCAUACAUCAAUUUUACCCUGUGGUGCGAAUGUCAAAUAGUGGAAAACCACUCACUAUUUAUGUCCAGCCAGAGCAAAAGCACACAGCUGACUAUGCUGCAAACAUAACUAAAACUGUGUUUGAUUACUUUGAAGAAUACUUUGCUAUGAAUUAUUCUCUUCCUAAACUAGAUCAAAUCGCUAUUCCAGAUUUUGGCACUGGUGCUAUGGAGAACUGGGGACUCAUCACUUACAGAGAAACAAACCUGCUGUAUGACCCUGAGGAAUCAGCCUCAUCAAACCAACAGAGGGUGGCUGCUGUGGUUGCCCAUGAACUUGUGCAUCAGUGGUUUGGAAAUAUUGUGACCAUGGACUGGUGGGAUGAUUUGUGGCUAAAUGAAGGAUUUGCUUCUUUCUUCGAGUUUCUGGGAGUAGACCAUGCAGAAAAAGACUGGCAAAUGCAUGACCAGAUAUUACUUGAAGAUGUAUUGCCGGUACACGAGGAUGAUUCUUUAACGUCUUCACAUCCAAUUGUUGUCACUGUGACUACCCCUGCUGAAAUAACAUCUGUUUUUGAUGGAAUAUCCUAUAGCAAGGGGGCUUCCAUUCUGAGAAUGCUUGAAGACUGGAUAACACCAGAGAAAUUUCAAAAAGGAUGCCAGAUUUAUUUGCAGAAAUUCCAAUUCAAGAAUGCAAAAACUUCAGAUUUUUGGGAAGCACUGGAAGAGGCAAGUAAUCUACCAGUGGCAGAAGUAAUGGACACCUGGACUAGACAGAUGGGUUACCCGGUGCUUAAUGUAGAUUAUGUGAGGACUGUAACACAGAAACGCUUUCUGCUGGACUCAGCAGCAGAUCCUUCCCAGCCAGUGUCAGAUUUUGGUUACACAUGGAAUAUUCCAGUUAAAUGGACUGAAGAUGAAGUAUCCAGUACUAUAGUCUACAAUAGGUCAGAAGGAGGAGGAAUCACUUUGAACUCUUCUAAUACUAGUAGAAAUGGUUUUCUCAAAAUAAACCCAGAUCAUAUUGGGUUUUAUCGUGUAAAUUAUGAACUAUCAAUUUGGGACUCGAUAGCUCUAAAUCUUUCUGACAACCACAAGACCUUUUCUUCUGCUGAUCGUGCAAGUCUGAUUGAUGAUGCUUUUGCUUUGUCAAGAGCUCAACUUCUAGAUUAUCGGGUGCCUCUGAACUUGACAAAGUAUCUCACAAGCGAAGAGGAUUAUUUACCGUGGCAGAGAGUAAUUUCAGCCGUAACCUACAUCAUUAGCAUGUUUGAAGAUGAUCAAGAACUAUACCCUAUAAUUGAGGAAUACUUCCAAGGUCAAGUGAAGCCCAUUGCUGAUUCUCUAGGAUGGAAUGAUACUGGAGACCACCUCACAAAGUUACUCCGUACCUCCGUGUUGGGGUUCGCAUGCAAGAUGGGAGACAGAGAAGCCUUGAACAAUGCUUCUAAAUUAUUUGAUCAGUGGCUAAGUGGGAAUGUCAGUCUUCCUGUAAAUCUCAGGCUUCUGGUGUAUCGGUAUGGGAUGCAGAACUCUGGCAAUGAGACUUCAUGGAACUAUACUCUUGAGCAAUACCAGAAAACUUCAUUAGCUCAAGAAAAAGAAAAACUGCUGUAUGGAUUAGCGUGUGUGAAGAAUGUUACCCUUUUGUCGAGGUAUUUGGAUAUGCUCAAGGACACAAACCUUAUUAGAACUCAGGAUGUGUUCACGGUCAUCCGGUACAUCUCAUAUAACAGCUAUGGGAAGACCAUGGCCUGGAAUUGGAUACAACUCAACUGGGACUAUCUAGUUGACAGAUUUACAAUCAAUGACCGAUACCUCGGCCGAAUUGUCACGAUAGCAGAGCCAUUCAACACUGAACUAGAACUUUGGCAGAUGGAGAGCUUUUUUGCAAAAUAUCCAGAAGCUGGAGCAGGAGAAAGUCCUAGGGAGCAAGUGCUGGAAACAGUGAGAAACAAUAUUGAGUGGCUGAAACAAAACAGAGACACCAUAAGGGAGUGGUUUUCUGAUUUGCCUAAGGAUGGUUAAUGUGUUCAAAUGUCACAGCUUAAUUCUGUGAAUCUGUUGUUUCUCCUAUUAAGAAUUUGGUGGCCUAAUUCAUAAGUGCUAUGGAGGCAGUUUUAUAAACAGAUAAUGCUUUUGCUAAGUACU
Molecule: messenger RNA, 3179 nt
Organism: Cynocephalus volans (Philippine flying lemur)
Lineage: Eukaryota; Metazoa; Chordata; Mammalia; Dermoptera; Cynocephalidae
Gene: ENPEP
Product: glutamyl aminopeptidase
Exons: 20
Coding region: 198-3056 (952 amino acids)
Biological process (GO): regulation of blood pressure; peptide catabolic process; proteolysis
Cellular component (GO): plasma membrane; cytoplasm
Molecular function (GO): peptide binding; zinc ion binding; metalloaminopeptidase activity
Source: RefSeq, a predicted model, not a curated record